Molecule: messenger RNA, 928 nt
Organism: Durusdinium trenchii
Lineage: Eukaryota; Dinophyceae; Suessiales; Symbiodiniaceae
Source: the annotation of a GenBank genome assembly
GGCUCCACGACACAUUUUUCGUUGAUAGCUUCUGACUUCCAAAGUGGCAGCCAUGUACGCCUUUGAGGGCCGUUUGCUGUUCUCACGAGAUACCUUGUUGGUCUUCAUUUUCUUCUGCGCUUGCCUGCUGCCGGAGCUUCACAUCUGGAAGCCCUAUCAGCGAGAGAUUCCCAUGCAGAGGCUCACACUUAGCAAUGGCACCACAGUGUUUGUGGAAAAUCAAGUCUUCGACAACAAGUACAUCCCAAGCAAUGAGCAGAUUGUUCCCACUGCGUUUCUCCUUGCCCUGUGCAUCGUGAUUCCUGGAGGAGCUCUGGCCUUGGUCUUGUGGUUUGACGUGCGGCCCAAAUCUGGGGAGGUGGCUUCGUUCUUGAGAGGAAUCUUGAUGGCAGUGGGCUGCAUGUUCGCCAAUGUGGAUGCUGUAAAGCUUUACGUGGGGUAUUUCAGACCUUACUUCUACGAGGAGUGUGGCCUGGACCGGAGCACUGGCGAGUGUUUGACGCCCACGGAGGAUGGACGGAAGUCUUUCCCCUCCGGACAUGCGAGCACGUCCUUUUGUGCGAUGCUCUUCACCUCACUCUACCUCCUUGGAAAGGUAGCAAGAUUGCCUUCCAAGACCAUGACGUCCUUCCUAGGCCCACUUGGCUGCACGAACGUCCUUUUGCUGUUGGCUUUGAGUCCGGUGAUGGUCGCCUUCUGGGUCGCGGCCUCACGUGUUCGUGAGAAUGAUCACCACCCCGCCGACGUGGUCACUGGUGCUUGCAUCGGGAGUGCUUGGGCAGUGCUAUGGUAUGUUCGUUAUUUCACACGACUCUGGGAUGAUCAUGAUGAUCACCAGAGCACAGAUGGCAGCAGUAGGACCACUGAGUCCCAGCGUGCUGGAGACGAGGAUCUGCCGAUGACGGCUUAACAUCUCAGGAGUAAAGAG